This is a messenger RNA of Carcharodon carcharias (great white shark), 3853 nucleotides long. RefSeq names its product CD226 molecule (gene cd226). The record is from RefSeq and is a predicted model, not a curated record. Gene Ontology annotation, biological process: positive regulation of natural killer cell cytokine production; positive regulation of natural killer cell mediated cytotoxicity directed against tumor cell target; cytokine production. The transcript is spliced from 6 exons. NCBI's taxonomy places the organism in Eukaryota, Metazoa, Chordata, Chondrichthyes, Lamniformes, Lamnidae. The coding region runs from base 97 to 1047 and encodes 316 amino acids. Gene Ontology annotation, cellular component: external side of plasma membrane.
CUGAUCUGAUCAUUUGGUGGAUUCUUUGCUUUAAGCUGUAUUACUGUUACUUUGGGCUUUUUUUCCCCCUGAUUCAAGCAUUUCAGAUCACCGUCAAUGUCAUGGUUAGCAAGUUAUCUCCUUCUUUCUUCUGGGCUGUUUCUCCUGCUAAGGGAUGUGACUUGUGAGCAGUACCAGAAUGUAGACUCUGCAAUUAAGCUGCAGGAUGUAGUCGUGCUGAAAUGUGCAUAUCCUGAGACGAGCAAAAUGAUCCAGUUGUCCUGGGUGAAGAAUACUGAUGGUGUGAAGCACAAAAUUGCUGUCUAUAAUCCCAGCUGGGGAGAGAACAUUUUCUUUCCAUACAAUCAGAGUGUUACAUUUCUCUCAUCAUCCGUUAAUGGAGAUAUAAAGUUGAAGGCAACAGCUGCAGAUGAAGGCAGUUAUCAAUGUUCCAUUAACACUUUUCCUGAGGGGAUGUUGCUGAAACAUAUUGCAAUUAUAAACCCAGAUAUUUUUGAAGCCAAGUUUUCCAGAAGUCGGGCAGCAGACACCCAUGUGCAACUAGUACCAGGGAACAAUGUGACCUUACCCUGCGGGUUUCCGAAUGGGGACAAUGUUGUAGAGCUGACAUGGCAACGGAUGACAGAAGAAGAAAUAAACACGAUAGUUAAAUUCACACGUUUGCAAUCGUUUAUCAGCUAUGACUACAGAAGAAGAAUCCAAUCUUCCCACUUGCACUCUCAACUCUUCAAUCUGACCGUACAGAACGUGACAACAAACGACGUGGGAACGUACUUCUGUCAUGUUGUCACGAAUAAUGGAAGCUGGAGCAAAUUCUUUGAUGUUGGUGUGGAAGGCAUUACAGACAUAACAAUGUUUCUAAUUAUUGGUGCGGCCGCUUUUGGAAGCCUUGUAUUGGUAAUCAGUGUUGUUAUCAUAAUAUGUAUGAAGAGGAGAAAGAAACGGAAAGGAAACAAGAAACAUUUUAAAAAGGGCACCACCGAAAGGAAUAAUCACUCUUCACAAACAGCAAAGAAGAGCCAACCCAAACAGCUACGCAAAUCCUGACAUCUACGACCGAGCAAAUUCCAGGGCUAUGGAGUAUCAGGAAGAAGCUAUUUAUGCCAACUUGUAAAAUCUGCUGCAGAUAAGCUGACCAAGGAUUCAUUAAUAACUUCACUUGUCGAUCUUGGACAGAUCUCCAUCACCAUGAACUGCUCCCACGUUUCAGUUUUCAUUUUCUUCACUAAUGAGAUGACUGUUGGAUUCAUUACAUCGCAAAACUAAUUGGUGAAAUUUAUUAUAACCUUAGAACAGGGUGAAACCAAAAAAAUUUGAUUUUUUUCUUUCUACUUUUAAAAAUGUUUCAUUUGUUUUAUUGUUAUAAAUGCCAUAUGACCAUUUUUCAAACAAUAGUGAAAGAAAGGCAACAUCUGGAUAUUUAUAUACUUGUCAACUGAGAACUUAAAAGGAAAUAUUAGCUUAGCAAUACACAUAAUGGAAAAAUAACUCUUUCUGAGAAACUGAACCAGUCCUUAAAACGUUUCAGGUGUGAUUCAAAAUUUGGCUGCAGGCAUUAGAGCUGUUUUGUUUUCUAAGUUUGUUUAACACUUUGAUAUUUGAAUUGUGUUUAAAUACAUCAGUUAAGAGGCCAGAGAAACUAAGGGUUAUCAUGUUACUUUAGAACAAAGUGCCAAAAAAGGAUUUUUACCAGAUUGUGGAAACUUUGGUGCACCACCAUAUUGUUUACUUCCAGCUUGUUUGUAUACACGAGGAAUUUUUAAUUUGACUCCCUGACUGGUGUACCAUUGUGUAUCCCUUGUACAUAUUAUUCAGCUAUUAUCAUCCUCGGUUGAUCAAAAGCUUCUUCACAACAUCAGGCUUCUUUGAGAUCCCUGUAAAAAAAAACUUACAGUUCUUUUGGCCUGAAUUUUUAAAAAUUCUUUUGUGGGAUAUAGGUGUCUGUGGCAAGGCCAGCAUUUGAUGCCCAUCUCUAACUGCCCUUGAACUGAGUGGCUUGCUAGGGCCAUUUCAGGGGACAGUCUGGAAUCAACCAGAUUGCUGUAUGUCUGGAGUCGCAUGUAGGCCAGACGGGUAAGGACAGCAGAUUUCCUUCCCUGGGGGGAAAUUAGUGAACCAGAUGAGUUUUUACAACAAUCGAUGAUAGUUUCAUGGUCACCGUUACUGAGUAGUUUUAUUCCAGGUUUUAUUAAUUGAAUUCGCUCAUGGUGGAAUUUCAACCUGUGUCGCUGGGCAUUAGCCUGGGCACCUGGAUUACUGGUCCUGUGACAUUACCACGGCACCACUGUCUCCCUUACCGUGAUACAAAUAAGAACCCUUUACCAUGUAGAUAUUGAGCAGUAGAAGGAAUGGAAAGUGGGACAAAAACUGUAGCAGAGUCUUGAGGAAAAUUUUGAAAGUGGAGAAGGUGGCAGCAAGAUGGAACUACUGAUUAAGGGAACUGCAGAGAAGAAUAUGUUUAUUUAGUGCUUUAAGAAGCAGUUGUCAAAGUUACUAAAGUGUUAGAAGGACAGAGGUUUGGAUAAUACAGCCAGAAGAGAUCAUAGAGAUGAGAUGAAACAAGGCUGUGGGGAAUUUGGAUUUAAUCUGGAUGUUAGCCAAGAAGAUUUCUGCAGCCAUAUCCAAGAGUGCAAUUGCUUCUGGAGGUCAAAAGUGGCUGGCAUUAAUCUGCUGAUAGUGAGUUUAAGGAUACUUAGCUCAUCAGAAUUUGAAUAACAGGCAAGUAGAGAGAGUGACAACAGUUUUGGAGUUGAUAGAAGAGGUGGAGAGUAGACCUGAGGGUUAUUGGCAACCGGAUGAAAGCUUAUUUCAUGAUUUUGGAUCAUGUCACCAAAGAUAUUAUAUAUAUAUAUAGCAGAAGAGCAUGUAGAAGAUAAAGAACCUCUAGCAUACCACAGAUGUGAUCAGUGAGCAGUGAAUAAGAAGCCAUUGGCAAAUCUCCAUGAUCAAACAGGAAAAUAUCGAGGUACCUGGAUUAACAAAACUAUCUCAAUUCUGCUGGUGUAAAGUACUUCAUUCUUGUGAGGCACUUGUUUUGUAAACUGUCAGGAACUGAAGAUGUGUAAUUCCUCAGUUGGCUCUGCUUGUCUGACUCAAGAGGAAGCACUCUUGAGAAAUAUUUUAGUGAAAGCGAACGUUCUUUUUCUCACAAGCUAAUCUUAAUGAACUAAGCAAAACCCAAGUUAUGAAGAAAUGCUGAGGGUAAAAAUUAACGAAGAUCGGCAUUUGAAAUCAGGUUCCCCAAGUCUAGAUUUCAGGGAGUUAUUGGAGACUAUCAUUUCCUGUGUAGGUGACACAGAAAUACAUAGAAUUUACAACACAAAAACAACAACAGGCCUAUGCUAGUGUUUAUGCACCUCUCAGACCGCCUCCCAUCUUAAUCAUGCGCCUAUGUGUAAGAACUUCAUGUGCCCCUUUAUAAAAGGCAUGAUUACGAUUUUGUUACAUAUAGUGCUAAGGGUAGCUUUGAGUAUCAUAAAGCAUGUGUUGUUUUUUUAAGUGACAUUGAACGUUUUCAGCACGUGAAUUGAAUCAACUUUAGAACCAGCAGCCGGGUGAAAAUGUUUGUUCUACUUUCUACCAGCUUCAUGUGGUCUGUUUCUGAGACCACAUAUUAAAAUCUUGCUGAUAAACAUCCAAAACUGAGCAAAGCUGCAGAGAGUCAAAUACCUUUUUACAAUGGUAGGCAAAUGUAUUUGAGAAAUAGUAGUCUGAAGGUGAUUCUUGUACUUCUACCUGGCAUGUUACAUAUAAUCACAAUGCAAAUACGGUAAUCAAACUGCUUUUAUGUUGUUCGUUUUAUAAAAUGUAAUCAAUACCAUUGUGUGUAAAAUAAAACACAAAUCAAAACCCA